Messenger RNA from Cynara cardunculus var. scolymus (artichoke), 1137 nucleotides. Its product is annotated as probable 2-oxoglutarate-dependent dioxygenase AOP1. The transcript is spliced from 3 exons. The coding region runs from base 12 to 938 and encodes 308 amino acids. Lineage: Eukaryota; Viridiplantae; Streptophyta; Magnoliopsida; Asterales; Asteraceae. The record is from RefSeq and is a predicted model, not a curated record. Gene Ontology annotation, molecular function: dioxygenase activity.
ACCAAUAUCAAAUGGGUUUUCUUCAGCUUCCCACCAUACUUUUUUCCGACAUAAGCAAGAAAGAUCGAGGAACCCUUAUCUGGGAUUCGGCGAAAAACCAGGUGUUCAAAGCCCUCCAAGAAUACGGUUGCUUUGAGGCAUCUUUCGAUGGGGUUUCACCUGAUCUUCGAGAAUCAGUGUUUGCUUCCUUGAAGCAGCUGUUCGAUCUCCCUCUAGAAACAAAGGUAAGAAACGUUCCUGACAAGAUCUUCAAUGGCUACAUCGGACUAGCUGAAGAGGUUCCGAUAUACGAGAGCUUGGGAAUUGAAGACCCUGAAAUCUUUUCUAAUAUCAUGUGGCCUGAUGGAAACCGUCAAUUUUGUGAUAGCAUGCAAGCCUAUACGAAGAUGUUAACAGAGGUUGAUGAAAUUGUGAGGAUGAUGGUUCUCGAGAGCUUAAAUUUGGAGAAACACAUGGAUGAACACAUGGAACUAACGAGCAGUCUUGUUAGGGUUAAUAAAUACCGAAUGCCCGAGAAAGACGAAUCCGAUAUGGGAUUACUUAGUCAUGCAGAUAAAAAUGUAGUGACUAUUUUGCAUCAAAAUGAAGUUGGAGGACUAGAGGUGCAAACAAAAGAUGAAGAAUGGUUCAAAGUGAAAUUUUCCCCAAAUAGUUUCGUGGUCAUGGCAGGAGAAUCCUUCAAUGCUUGGACGAACGGACGAAUACAUGCAGCAACUCAUAGGGUGGUGACGAGCGGAGAGAAAGAUAGAUUUACAAUCGGUGUGUUUUCAGUCCCGAAGUGGGAAAAAACAAUAAAAGCCCCCGAAGAAAUGGUGGAUGAAGAACACCCGUUACUCUUCAACCCUUUUCAUUUCGGAGAUUUUCUUCAAUUCCUCUGUAAGAAAGAAAUCGUUAACGAUAAAUUCGCAUUGAAAAAAUAUUGUGGUGUGUCUGUCUAAAUAUUUUUUUAAACAUAUGAUCUUAUUUGUACAUCAUGUACAUUUUAAUUUGAAAAUAAAACAGUUUCUUGUAUUUUUGUGACGAAUUUCCGUCACUAAAUUCUUUUGUUUUCAGCAUUUCGCUAAACGUUUUGUAAGAUGUGUUUUCUAUUCCCGUUGUUGUAAAUGAUUUGAUUCGGUGUUUAUUGAUGCGUUCUGU